This is a messenger RNA of Oryzias latipes (Japanese medaka), 2036 nucleotides long. RefSeq names its product heparan sulfate 2-O-sulfotransferase 1b (gene hs2st1b). Lineage: Eukaryota; Metazoa; Chordata; Actinopteri; Beloniformes; Adrianichthyidae. The record is from RefSeq and is a predicted model, not a curated record. Gene Ontology annotation, molecular function: heparan sulfate 2-sulfotransferase activity. Gene Ontology annotation, cellular component: membrane.
ACGCACGAAGAAGCUCGCUGCUGCUCGCUGCAGAAGCCACAAGCUGAUUCGCUGAUCAAAACAAACAGAGAAGCUCGUUUUAAAGACUCGUUAAUAUAUUUCAUUUGGUUUGUUCCCGAAUUUGAUUUAGAAUGAGAUGGGUUUGCUGUGAAAGCAUCCGUUUAUUAAGCUUUUAGGCCGCCCCGGUUUGGAUAAUUGAAUUAUUGAAAAUGUAGGGAUGGGCAGUUAUAGCGCAUUUCUCCUCGUUUUCUAGUCUGUUUUUCAUUCGCAUGAAGCUUUACUUCAGCUCAAAACAUUUGUUCAGGUAAUUUCAUGAGAUAAUUUAGUGAAAGCUCCAGGCUAGUAAUAUAGCAGAGAGCAGUCGUCGGGGGUUAUCUGUGCAGCUGGGAGCCUCUGUGCUGCUGCUGGGGGUCGGGGCCCCGCAAUGGUUCCUCUGUAUGUCUGAUGAUGGGGCUCUCGAGGAUCACGAUGCCGCCCAGGAUCCAGCUUCUGGCGGUUUUGGCAUUUGGCGUGGUGAUGCUCCUGAUAGAGAACCAGAUCCAGAGACUGAACGAGUCGAGAGCCAAGCUCGAGCGGACCAUCGCCCGACACGAGGUGGCUGAAGUUGAGCUGCGUCACGCCGACGAUGAUGGAAAGCGAGAGGCGCCUCUGCUUCCUGAAGACGAAGCCGUCAUCAUCUACAACAGAGUACCCAAGACGGCCAGCACGUCCUUCACCAACAUCGCCUACGACCUCUGCGGGAAGAACCGCUUCCACGUCCUGCACAUCAACACCACCAAAAACAACCCAGUCAUGUCUCUACAGGACCAGGUGCGCUUUGUUCAGAACGUCAGUGCGUGGAGAGAAAUGAAGCCCGCCUUCUACCACGGCCACGUGGCUUAUCUGGACUUCUCAAAGUACGGCGUGAUGCGUAAACCCAUGUACAUAAAUGUGGUGCGGGACCCCAUCGAGCGCCUCGUGUCCUACUACUACUUCCUCCGCUUCGGCGACGACUACAGGCCGGGCCUCCGGCGGAGGAAGCAGGGAGACAAGAAGACUUUUGAUGAGUGUGUGUCGUCGGGGGGGUCUGACUGCGCUCCUGAGAAACUCUGGCUGCAGAUCCCCUUCUUCUGCGGCCACCACGCCGAGUGCUGGAACGUGGGCAGCAAGUGGGCCCUGGAACAGGCCAAGUACAACCUGUUGAAUGAGUUUCUGUUGGUUGGGGUAACAGAGGAGCUGGAGGACUUCAUCAUGAUCCUGGAGGCGGCUCUGCCACACUUCUUCAGAGGAGCCACAGAGCUCUACAGAACAGGAAAGAAGUCCCAUCUGAGGAAGACCUCGGAGAAGAAGCCCCCCACCAAAGAGGCGACAGCCAAGCUGCAGCAGUCGCACAUCUGGAAGAUGGAGAACGACUUCUACGAGUUUGCUCUGGAACAGUUUCAGUUUGUGCGAGCGCACGCCGUCAGGGAAAAGAACGGCGAGCUGUACGUGCUCGCUCAGAGCUUUUUCUACGAGAAGAUCUACCCCAAAGCAAACUGAACAGGUCUCCAACCCGGACUUCCGGAGUUCAGCACACUGAGAGGAUCUGCUGCAGUUUUUUCUUCUUUUUUUUCUCCAUUUUAGUCGCUGGUGAAGCUAACGAGAAAACCAAACCUUUACUUUGAAGGAAUUUCGUUUUUCUGUUUCCAGAUAGAGAAUGAGACUUCACUGCUAACCAACUGUCUGUAGAUCCUGCAGGAAACGUAGGACCAAAGUAGAAAGAGACUGGACCGGAGCAUGCUCCGGUGCGUGACCUGUAUUUCUAUUCAGGUCUGGAUUCUGACAUGGCUCAGUGUUUCAUCCUCUGUGUAGCUCCUCCUGUUCUGACCUGAACUGCAGGGAAAGGACCCAUGAGCAUAAUGUGUGAUAACAGGGUUAUUCAACUGCACUGACAGUGCCUUUAUUCUACUAGUUUCUACUCUAUAGUGAUCUCACAGUCGUGUUUCUGUGUGUUUCCUCCUAAAUCCCUUGUUCUACAUCUGCAGGCAGCCUGAACAUAAAACACAUUUCUAAAUGAA